Messenger RNA from Mangifera indica (mango), 2391 nucleotides. RefSeq names its product S-adenosylmethionine synthase 3. Gene Ontology annotation, cellular component: cytosol. Gene Ontology annotation, biological process: S-adenosylmethionine biosynthetic process. NCBI's taxonomy places the organism in Eukaryota, Viridiplantae, Streptophyta, Magnoliopsida, Sapindales, Anacardiaceae. Gene Ontology annotation, molecular function: methionine adenosyltransferase activity; ATP binding. The record is from RefSeq and is a predicted model, not a curated record.
GACAAGCUGCGAUUGAUUAACUUGAAGUUGGAUUAAGUUUUACUCCGUUUAAAUCAAGUAUUAAUAGGAUUAUUGGAUCAAACUGAGUCUUGAUAAUGCCCAUCAACUUAGUUCUUUCUGUAAGAAUACAAAAUCACGUGGAGGGCCCUGAGGAGAUGUAGCAAGAUCUGAGCAGUUGAUUGGUUGAAAAGCUCCUCCGAUCUUCCAAGCUGGUGCGAACAGGACUCUCUUACCAACCAACGGCACUGGUGGGCAGUUUUCAAGCCUCUAUCACCUGGAAUCACGCUCGUCUAUUCACUUCAUCAUCACCGUAGGCUUUCCAUUUUACAAAACCCAGCAAAAUCCAACCGUCCAGGUCAACCGAAAACCUACUCCAAGUCGUAAAGAAUAAGCUGCUGUUUGCCCAUUAAAAUUGGAAAAGCAGGAGUAGAAGAAUGCGAAAAGAGCGGGGAAAGUAAAUUCAGGAAGUGAGGGAACGAGAGCGAGUCAUUCGAAACUGCUCUUUCUAUAAAUCAUUUUCUCUCUCUCUCAACAACCCUUUUCUUCGCUUCACAGAUCUAUCUACUGAACUGAACUCACUUUUCAGUUGAAGGUACCUUCUUCGAGAUCAUUUACAUAUUCUUUGACUAGUAUUUUCAAUUGGGUGCUUGAGAUAGACUGUCAGAUUCUUUAAUACAAAUGUUUUGGCAUCUGGGUUUAUUGAAAGUUUUAGCCUUUAUGUGUUUGUUUUCAGAUAUUAUAACUUGAUCUUUGUUGCAUUGUGAAUCAAUGGCGUAUUGAUUGAGCGUCGCAUGAUCUACAUUCUGAGUGUAGAAAUGCUUGAUGUUUUGAUUAAAAGAAUAUUAUUUGUUUGAUAGUGUUAAUCUAUCGGUUUUGAGUAUUAAUUUGACUGAUUGAUCUUGAACGGGAGUGUUGGCAAUUUAAGAACUUUUUGCUAACAUUUUAAUGAUCUCUCAGUUAAGGAAUGGAAACUUUUCUGUUCACUUCUGAAUCUGUCAAUGAUGGUCAUCCUGACGCUUUGUGGCCAGGCAAGCUUUGUGGCCAGGUAUCAGAUGCUAUCCUCCAUGCCUGUUUAGAGCAGGAUCCUGAGAGCAAAGUUGCUUGUGAGACCUGUGCUAAGACUGAUAUGGUUAUGGUGUUUGGUGAAAUCACAACCAAGGCUAAAAUAGACUAUGAGAAAAUAGUUCACGAUACUUGCAGAGCUAUUGGGUUCACAUUGGCUGAAGUUGGCCUUAAUGCUGAUAAAUGCAGGGUUCUUGUCAAUAAUGAGCAACAGAGCCCUGAUAUUGCCCAAGGAGUUCAUGGGAAUCUCAGCAAGAAACCUGAGGAAAUUGGAGCUGGCGAUCAAGGGCACAUGUUUGGCUAUGCCACUGAUGAAAUGCCUGAGCUCAUGCCACUAACUCAUGUCCUUGCUACUAAGCUUGGCGCUAAACUCACUGAGGUCGAAAGAAACAUAACUUGCCCAUGGUUGUGGCCAGAUGGUAAGACCUAGGUGACUAUUGAGUAUUGCAACAAAGGCGGAGCCAUGGUCCCAGUUCGAGUUCAUACCAUUAUCAUUUCGACACAACAUGAUGAGAGUGUUACCAACGAGAAGAUUGCUCAAGACUUGAAAGAGCAUGUGAUUAAGCCUGUUAUCCCUGCUCAGUAUCUUGAUGACAACACCAUCUUCCACCUCAUUCCUUCAGGCCUUAUUAUUGGUGGUCCCCAUGGAGAUGCUGGACUCACUGGCUGGAAAAUUAUUGUCGAUACAUACAGUGGGUGGGGUGCCUACGGUGGAGGUGCCUUCUCAGGAAAAGAUCCCACCAGGGUGGAAAGGAUUGGAGCAUACAUUGCUAGGCAGGCAGGAAAGAGUGUGGUGUCUUCAGGGCUUGCACGUCGUUGUAUUGUGCAGGUAUCAUACGCAAUUGGCAUACCAGUGCCACUUUCAGGGUUUGUUGACGCUAACAAGACAGGAAAAAUUCCAGACAGCAACAUUCUGGCUUUAAUUAAGGAGAAUUUUUACUUCCGGCCCAGAAUGAUUGCUAUCAAUCUUGAUUUGAAAAGAGGAGGCAACUUCAGGUACCAGAAAACUGCCGCUUAUGGUCACUUUGGUCGGGAUGACCCAGACUUCACCUGGGAGACUGUUGAGCCUCUUCAGCCAAAGGCCAAGGCAUAAGUAUUUUUUGGCAAAUGGUUAAAAUGGUAGCCAUCAUUGGGAAGAAAUAAAGAAAAGGCUUAAGUCUGAGAUAUUAGCAAAUUUUGGGGACAUGUUAUAUUUGUCAUUUGUCUUUCGAUUCCAUUUUAUUUAUUGUAGCUAGUUAUUGUUUCAGGAGCCAAUGAGCCAUACAGUUUGUUCACCCAGAAUAUUAUCUGGUUCGUUUGAUUUCAUCAAAAUUUGGAUUUAUAAUGUCA